AACCCCACUCUGGCUACGUCGUUGGUCAUGUGUUUGCGGCAGAACGAAUCAAGCACCGAUACGUUUUUCUGAGAUUUUUUAAAAAUGCAAUUUUAUUUUAAAUAUUUUCCAAUCAAAUAUUAUUACCGUCAUUAAGUGUAUGUUUUUUGAAACAUUAAUAAUAAAAAAUACAGUUACCUUUUUUUUUUUACACGCAUUGGAAAUUCGGCUCGAAGGGUGACGUCACUAUAAAAGACUACUGACAGCUCUACAAAAUGUCAGAUCCCGGAAAUUGGAGGUCAGAAUACGGGUGGGAAUACAAAACGUACGCAUCACAAGCUUAUGGCUGCUGUAUUCGAAACAACUCGUUUUUUUUUUUUUUUUUUUUUUUUGCUUAGACCGAAAUAUAGCGUGUACUAGAAAUACAUGUAUAUGCGCGGAUGGUUUAGUCGUAGGUCUUUGCAGAGAAACAUUUGGUGUAAUCUAUCAGUUGUUUGGACACGUUAUUGCCGCCAAGCUAAUGUAAUUAGCAAACAGCUACAAAGACAGCGGUUUGGGUUUAAUUAGUCCUUUUUUUUUUAUCUGCACCCGGAAAUCCUCUUUAGCUGACUUCUUUUCCGCGGUGUUUUGCUGCAUUCAUGACCAAGCGGGAACUGGUAAAUUCCCUACUUCCCAGUAGGAAAGACCACUUUGGACAGCGCUCCAUCUCGUAAUUCUCGUGAACAUUGGUUUUUCGAGAGCCCCGACUUCUGUUAGCUGCGAUUCUGUGACGUCACUUAAAUAUGGCGGCGCUCAUGGUGAAAAGUCCACCAUACUUUCCGAGUUCCCAGUUGUCCUGAUGUGAAGCUGGAGUGUUAUUUCACAGCCUCUCCAACAGAUGGCGACAUUCUCUGUGCAGAAUCAUAACCUCUAAGCGCACAGAUUGUUGUUUGGUUAAACUGUAUUUUAUACAGCAUUGCACCAUGAAUUCGUUGGUGGAUUAUGAUUGUGACAGUGAGGACAGUUUAGAACCAGAGGAGACACUUGCAGGAGAGAGUGUCAGUUCAGCCGAGUCUGAAGAAACAAUUCGAAGCUUUCCAUUACACGUUAAUAGGCCCGAUUCAGAUCUCCAUCACCACAAGUCAAAAUCAGAAGAAUAUAAAACCCCAUCAGGUUCCAAGUGGCCUGAGUCGACAUGUCCUUUAGUACAAACUUCUGUGUGUUCAAAAAGACCUCAGUCUACUCCAGGUGGACUCAGACCAUAUGUAUCAAAGAGACAGAGGAUGAUCACGCAGCCCGAAUCUGCAGCAAUGGUGCGCACAGGAAACUCACCUGACCUCCAGACUACAAACCUGCGCCCUCUCUCAGAAGUGUCCGAGAGAGUGCAGACAUUCCUUGGCAGGAAAGUGGUGCAAGGCGAGCUGCCUAAACAUGUUCAGCAUCAGCUUCAUGCUCAUCAAGGUCCAGUAAACACAGUGCAGUGGUGCCCAGUGCCGCAUCUCAGCCACCUGCUGCUCUCAGCCUCCAUGGACAAGACCUUUAAGGUCUGGGAUGGGGCAGGCAGUGGGCGGUGCCUUCAGACUUACUCCACCCACUGCGGGGCUGUCCGAGAUGCAUGUUGGCUGCCAUGUGGACGACGCCUCCUAUCUGGCUCCUUUGACAACGCAACCUCUGUGACAGAUCUGGAGACGAGUCAGGUGGUUGCCAGGGUGGACAACCAAUUCAAGGUCACUUGUCUUGCCUUUCAGCCCUCGGAUCCUACUCUUUUUCUUUGUGGGGGAUUCAGUUCUGAAGUCAGGGCAUGGGAUUCCCGAACCUGUAAGAUGGUCAGAGUGUACAAGGCUGGGAUUCAGCAGACAUUGGACAUCCUGUUUCUGGGUGAAGGGAAAGAAUUUGUGACCAGCAGUGAUGUCGUCAGUCGAGACUCUGCAGAUCGCACCCUCAUUGCCUGGGACUUUGUGACUACUGCUAAAAUCUCCAACCAGAUAUUCCACGAGAGAUACACCUGUCCUAGUCUGGCCAUGCACCCACAGGACGACUCCUUUGUUGCUCAGACCAAUGGAAAUUACAUAGCACUCUUCUCAGCCCAGAAGCCAUACCGGAUGAACAAGAGGAAGAGAUAUGAAGGACACAAGGUGGAAGGUUAUGCAGUGCAAUGCGAAUGGUCUUCAGAUGGAACCAUACUGGCGACAGGUAGUUCUACAGGCUCUGUGCACUUCUAUGAGUCUCAUAGUGCACGGAGUUUGCUCACACUCCAUGCUCAUCAGCAGGCCUGUGUGUGUGUGUCUUACCACCCUGUAAUACCUGCUACGGUUGCCACAUGUGACUGGGGAGGGGAGAUCAAGAUAUGGAACUGACAACAUUUAGGACUUCUGUUUGCUGCAGGAAUGUAUCCAACGACUCUGUAUUUAGAAACAAAAUACAUUUAAUCCAUCCAUCCAUCUUCUACACCGCUUAUCCUUCACUUCAUGGUCAUGGGGAAAUCUGGAGCCUAUCCCAGGGAGCAUCGGGCACAAGUACCCGGAGGAAACCCCCGCAGCACGGGGAGAACAUGCAAACUCUGCACACACAGGGCCCCGGUGGGAAUCGAACCCUCGACCCUGGAGGUGUGAGGCGAACGUGCUAACAAAAUACAUUUAAUUUGUCUUAUAAAUGUCUUAUAAAGCAAGAUUGGUAUAUGAGCAUGUACAAAUGUCUACUCAGAGUGUUUCCUUGCCUCUGUGGCCUUUGGCUUGGAAUCUACAUCUAGAUUUCUGUAAAGCUGUUUGUGCCCAUGUCUUAUUAAAAGCUGCAUAAAAGUAAAACUGAAGUGCGUGAAGAAUCAAAAACGUACAACUUCAUAUAUUUUAUUUUAUCAUCUUUCAGGUAAUAAUUUAUUAGUACACCAUGAUGAAUAUUUCUCAGAAAUUAUGGAAUAAUUCACUAUUAUCUCAGUAUAUCUCAAUCUCACUAUAAGAAAAUACUUUUUCUGUGAUAAAUAGACAAUUUGAC
Molecule: messenger RNA, 2949 nt
Organism: Ictalurus furcatus (blue catfish)
Lineage: Eukaryota; Metazoa; Chordata; Actinopteri; Siluriformes; Ictaluridae
Gene: wdr25
Product: WD repeat domain 25
Exons: 7
Coding region: 942-2315 (457 amino acids)
Molecular function (GO): protein binding
Source: RefSeq, a predicted model, not a curated record